Caenorhabditis auriculariae is the source of this 447-nucleotide messenger RNA. Lineage: Eukaryota; Metazoa; Nematoda; Chromadorea; Rhabditida; Rhabditidae. The record is from the annotation of a GenBank genome assembly.
AUGUCCAGCGCCGACCUCAGCCAGGAACUCACUGAAACCACGGUCAGACUAACCAAUUACAGUGAUUUGAACUGCUCCAUGUUGAGGUAGAAGAUAAACUCCGACGCCUGGUGUCUUUCUUCAGCAGCCUGCCUUUUGACCAAAUCGACAUGUGAGUCUUUGGAGUCAAGAAAAUCAUGCUCUCAUAUAUUUCAUCCGGAAGCAAAUUACAGAAAAAUAUUUUUAUUGCAGGAGCUUUGAAUUGCAACGUGACGCCGACAAGGUCGAGGCCGAGUACUUCAACGAAAUGAUGGCCGGGGCUGUAACCUACCAUUUCAAAGUGAAUAAAUCACUUCAAUCAAAUAAUCUAAGUUUCUGUUGUAGAUCGAAACAGAUCCCUCAACGAUCGGCGGAAUGGUUAUUUUGAAGGACAUCGCGGAUUACAUCCACUGCCAUGAGGAUUAUUGA